This is a messenger RNA of Alternaria arborescens, 537 nucleotides long. RefSeq lists its product as hypothetical. The record is from RefSeq and is a predicted model, not a curated record. NCBI's taxonomy places the organism in Eukaryota, Fungi, Ascomycota, Dothideomycetes, Pleosporales, Pleosporaceae. The transcript has 2 exons. Bases 1 to 537 code for a protein of 178 amino acids.
AUGCUCAACUCCCCCUCACUUGCACAUCAGCGCUGUUACACCAAUGGCGCCCUCGCUGAGGUGUACUUCUCUGUCCCUAGCCAUGGCAAUUUCUCCCCGGCCCACAACGGACCGUGGGACUUAGAGAAGCAUACUAUCGACAUAUGGGGGACAGGCGAUGAGAAGUGGGAUCUCACUACUGAGCGCGAUGCAGCCGAGUUCUCGGUCGAGGUUAUCCAGCGUGAUGACGCCCCCAAUGGCGGCUUCCGGGAGCUACACUCCGGCGCAUACUCGCCUCGCGAGCUCGCGAGCAUCUACAAGAAUGUUAGAGGGAUUGAGAUUGCGUACAACUACCGGGUUGCACUGGACGAUCUAAGGGCAUUCGCCCACUGCCUUAAGGAUCAAAAGCCGUACAACGACUACUACAGUUUCAUCGGCUUGUUUUAUCAGCUUUUCCAGCUGGAUGGAACUUACUCACUGAAGAACGUUGAGAACUACAAGUUGAAUGUCAAUACUACGUCCAUGGAGGACUUCCUUCGUCAGAACCCAGACGUGUAG